Rattus norvegicus (Norway rat) is the source of this 1474-nucleotide messenger RNA. RefSeq names its product small integral membrane protein 48 (gene Smim48). Bases 58 to 423 code for a protein of 121 amino acids. The record is from RefSeq and is marked validated. Lineage: Eukaryota; Metazoa; Chordata; Mammalia; Rodentia; Muridae. The transcript has 2 exons.
GUGGGGACUUAGCUUCUUCGUCUGUCUCAGCAGCUUAUCGGCCCGUGCUCUACGCUCAUGGCUAAGGGUCCCUUUUCGCGCAAGCCCUGGGGUCCAGAGCAGAUGUAUUUCGACUCUGACCCUGAGUACGAGGGCCUGUUCGAUAAGCCUUCCCUGGAGGAGGGCCACACCGCGCGUGCACCCAAGUCUGCAACCUCGGCUGGCAGGAAAUCUGGUCGGCGCUCGGGUGGGAGGGCUCUGGGGACCCGCGCCGGGCUGCCCCGAAAGGCCGCCGCGCGUCCAGAGCCCAAGGAAGAAGAGCCUCCGGUGGAAGAGGGCUGCUACCUCGACCACUUCCCGCACCUCUCCAUCUUCAUCUACGCGGCCAUCGCCUUCUCCAUCACCUCCUGCAUCUUCACCUAUAUCCAUCUGCAGCUUGCCUAAGUGGCCAGGGCCCGACGGGGUGGGCGCAGAGUCGAGGGGAAGGGAGGGGAGGGCAGGGCAGGGAAAAGAGAAACGUAGCCUUUUGUUUCGGAGACGCGUUGCACCCCCUUCAUCUAGCGUCCAAUGCUUCUUUUCUUUGUUGUCGCUUUGUCUAAUUGCUCAUCAGACGGUCCAGAGUCGCUGCAGACAAUGAAAUAGUGAUGCUGCUUGCACCCGUACAUUGAGUGCAAUUAGUAUAAUCCUGGAUUGAAUUGAACCCCGUUUGUAAUUAGGAUGUCUCUGUAUCGUACCACUUUGUGACGUGAGGGCCCAGCAUUUUUGUUGUUUGUAGAGCGCAGAGUUCAACCUUCUGUCGUUUAAAGGAUGAACCAGACCCGAGCCUGCGGCCUCUCUCAGAGAGUACCUCAAGGAGAGUCAGCACCCUGGCUCGGAGUGCUGGAGCCUCAUGAUGCUGCGUCACACCGGGAUGAGCCAGUUGUGCCUAGUUCUUUUGGUCAGAACUCUGUGAUCACCAAGCUGGCGGACCGGGAGAGCAGCGGAUAUGGCUGGAUGCUGGAGGAGGUUUUGUGGCUACCAGAAGGACCCACGGCCUGAGUAAGCAGAACGGACCACCAGAAAACCAACGCUCAAGAUGGGUUUUUGGACUGUGUGGAACAGGAGACCACAGGUCUUCAGAGAUGGAGGCCUGGAAUUGCGUGUAUUCCAUGAGAUGAGACUGUGGGGCUUUCCUUUGCUGCGGGCCAUAGGAGGACUAUGCUAGAGAAUUCCAUGGUGACUUCAUUUCAGCCUGGAGGCCUUCUGAAGCUGUGGUACCAAGAUGAAGGGGCUGGGAUUGAGGACUGUCCGUAACAAAGAGUUCCUGCUGAGACGCAAAACAGUGAAUACCAGUUUUUUGUUUGUUUGUUUGUUUUGUUUUUGGAGGUUAGUCACCUACCCACUGCUUAUUCAUGUCAGCUGCUCAAAAGCAAAACUCCAACGCUGCUAUACUCUGGAAAUGUCUGUAAUUGCAGUAUGUCUGAUGGAAUAAAUCAUAUGCUCAGUCUCCUCUGUA